AUGGCGCCCCCAAACACGCCUUUCGUCUACCUCCUCUGGCACCUCUACCUCGAGCCCAUCUUCGCCCUCGGCGGCACAUACCACCUCCACUGGGCGCCCGCCGAGUACUUCACCUUCAUGCCGUCCACAUCCGCGUACCACCCCGACUCGCAGAUCGCAUACGACCAGCUCGCAUCCGCAUACCUCUUCUUCGCCUUCACAGAGGGCGUGUUGAUGCGCGUUGAUGUUGUUACUAAUUCGCUGAAUGUGCUGCCGGUGCUUGUGAGGGCGGCGUAUUUGGUGGGGCUUGGUGUGCCUGGGGAGGGGGCGGAGAGUAGGAAGGAGAUUGAGGGUAGGAAGGCUCCGAAGAAGGCUUCGAGGAAGGCUUGA
Molecule: messenger RNA, 369 nt
Organism: Alternaria infectoria
Lineage: Eukaryota; Fungi; Ascomycota; Dothideomycetes; Pleosporales; Pleosporaceae
Exons: 2
Coding region: 1-369 (122 amino acids)
Source: RefSeq, a predicted model, not a curated record